GUUGCAGAAAAGCCUCCGCUUGCAGGCAAACAGCUGGGCCCAGAAUGCUUCGCAGCGGCUGCAAAGCGAUGCCUGGCACGCCUGCUUUGAGUCCGUCUCAGUCCGUGAAGCCAAUCUGACUGCAGAAGAGGAUUCUCGCGGAUAUGCCGUGAGAUCGGAUUGGGUCAGUGGUCCGAAUGCUGUGUUCCGCUUUGUGCUUGGUUGCUUUCUAGACCGAACGUGCGGAGACUACUCUGCCUUCUACUUCAUGGAGUUCGAUGCCGUCCCCAUUCGACCCGGCUGGCUGGAACAGUUCAUCUUGGAAGCUUUCACAUACCCGCCAGCUGCUAUCCGCGGGAGCCGCUAUCGAGGCGAGCUUUCUAGAGGUCUCAUCGUCCUCUGCCCGUGGCCAAGGCUUUUCCACAUCAACGGCAAUGCUGUCUACAACAUCUCCCAUCCUUGGCUGAGAUUCCUUCAUCAGCAGCUUGAGGAGGAUGCAUCAGCUGGCCGAAGCAGUGUGGCCUUCGACGUGCGGAUGGCGAACCUUACCAUGGAGCUCUGGAAUGCGUCGGAGGACAUGCCCUACAGUGCUGACUCUCUUCUCAUCGGCAACUAUGCUCAGACGCUGUUAAACUCCAGCGCCUUGUAUGAACGGUACGAGGGCGCAGUGAAUUUGCUUGUGGAAGGUGAAUUUGCAAGUGGUGCCUCUGCCGGCCGAGGCUUCCAAAGCCCGGAGUUUGUGCGCCACGGCUCCAGGUCAAACGUCUUUGAGAACGUGAAUGAGUCGGAGAUCACCCUGGGCGUCAUUGCCAACUCCUUG
Molecule: messenger RNA, 799 nt
Organism: Symbiodinium pilosum
Lineage: Eukaryota; Dinophyceae; Suessiales; Symbiodiniaceae
Source: the annotation of a GenBank genome assembly